GUCAUUUCCGGGCGUCCAGGAAGUUGUUCUCUCUGGGUGUCCGAGCCGGUUUUCGCUAUGCUUCUGAUCCGAGCAGCCCUGGGGCUCCGGGGUCCUGGUCGGGGUCUGAUCCCAACACGAAGGGCUCUUUCAGCGCUGACCGGAGGAGACCUCGAAGUCCCGGAGCAUGCGUUGACUACAGCAUCCCCAACCUCCGUCGGUGUCCCCCUGCUCCGUCGCUGUGAGCUCCCGGUUCCCGUGCACCGGAGUCCGGUGCAAGCCUGGGUGGAAUCCCUCCGGGGCUAUGAAGAAACGCGCUUGGGCCUGGCCGACCUGCAUCCCGAUGUGUUCUCCGUGGCACCCAGGCUGGACAUUCUACAUGAGGUUGCUAUGUGGCAGAAGAACUUCAAGAGAAUUAGUUAUGCUAAGACCAAGACACGGGCAGAGGUGAGAGGAGGUGGGAGAAAGCCCUGGAGGCAGAAAGGUUCAGGCCGGGCCCGGCACGGGAGCAUCCGCUCCCCCAUCUGGCGAGGAGGUGGUAUUGCCCAUGGUCCACGGGGUCCGACUAGCUACUACUAUAUGUUACCUAUGAAGGUUCGAGUGCUGGGCCUCAAGGUGGCCCUGACAGUCAAGCUGAUGCAGGAUGAUCUUCAUGUGGUAGAUUCCUUGGAGCUGCCAACCUCAGACCCAAGAUAUUUAUCAGACCUGGUUCGGCACCGGUGUUGGGGUGACUCAGUCCUCCUUGUUGACGUGAAUGAGGAGAUGCCCCAGAACAUUGUUUCCGCUGUAUCCAACCUGAAGACCAUCAACCUGGUACCAGCAGUUGGCCUCAAUGUCCACAGUAUGCUGAAGCACCAGACCUUGGUCUUGACUCUCAACACUGUUGCCUUCCUAGAGAAGAAGCUAUUAUGGCACGAUAAGCGCUACACAGCCCUCUACCCAUUCCGUCUGCCCUACAGCGACUUCCCUUGACCUCCAGAGUGACUGUGCUUCCCCACUCCUGGCAUAGCAAAAUAAAGAGUAUAUUUGUCACUUA
This is a messenger RNA of Antechinus flavipes (yellow-footed antechinus), 1015 nucleotides long. RefSeq names its product mitochondrial ribosomal protein L4 (gene MRPL4). Bases 58 to 951 code for a protein of 297 amino acids. The record is from RefSeq and is a predicted model, not a curated record. Gene Ontology annotation, molecular function: structural constituent of ribosome. Gene Ontology annotation, biological process: translation. NCBI's taxonomy places the organism in Eukaryota, Metazoa, Chordata, Mammalia, Dasyuromorphia, Dasyuridae. Gene Ontology annotation, cellular component: ribosome. The transcript has 9 exons.